CAACGCAUCCAUCACACACUUAUUGGCCAUUCGGAGUCCCCUUCUGGCCGGAAUAGCGAGCUGCUGUUUACCUCGUUUCACUUGCAGGGAUGUGAAGGGAUGACGAAAAUGGCGAGCGGGGUGGUUGGCAACCCCAGUGUACCUGGCAAGCCACCACCUGCAAGCUUCAGCUCCCCGCAGACCUCCCUCCCUUAGUCCACCAACCUUCCACGCCUUGGUCUAUACUCGAGGGCCGGGCUUCUUUCACCAUGGCGUACAAUCCCCGCAACGAUGACCUCGCAUACGGCGACUAUCAUGGCCAGGAUCGCGCCCAAGGUCAGGAGGGGCAAGAGGGCGAGCGCGGCUUCAUUGGCGACGUGGGCAGGCGAUUGUUUGGUGGAAGCAAGCCGGAAGGGGAACAGAACCAGUCACCCUCCUUCAUCUUCGACAAGCUCCACGAAGCCGUGCACGGAAUCGGUACCAAUAUCAAGGACAAGAUAUCCGGAAGAGAAGACCAGCCUCAGCACACCUCAUCUACUGGUCAGCAGCCUCAGCCUCAAGGCCUCGGUCAAGAGUACCACUCGCAGCAUCGCUUCUCGAGCUUCGCCCCUACAAGACAUGGGAAUGACAUCAAGUGGUAUGUCGAUGGAUGUUCUUAUUUUUGGGCUCUCAGUGUGGCCCUCGAGCGGGCCCGUGAAUCCAUUUGGAUCCUCGACUGGUGGCUAUCCCCUGAGCUAUACCUCCGUCGACCGCCAGCCAAGUUUCAGCAAUACAGAAUUGAUCGCAUGUUGGAAGCUGCUGCGAAGCGAGGCGUCAAGAUCAACAUCAUCGUCUAUAAGGAGGUCACACAAGCCCUAACACGUAAGUUGUUGAAUCCAACUCUACCCGAAUAUCUGCACUCUCUUCUCCCCCAGUCUACGGAUUCCGUCACCAAGUUCCUUGUUCGUGCUGGCUUGGACGUCAUCUUCACAUCUCUUGAGGAAGUGGAACGGACCGACCCGCUAAUCGCACCUCCUGUUACAGUCUCCUCUUCGCACACCAAACACGCUUUGGAAGCCCUCCACCCCAACAUUUCCGUCUUCCGGCACCCAGACCAUUUGCCGGAUACCAAAGUGCUUCAGUCGAACUUCUUGACCUCUCUCCAGAAUAUGUCAUUCAGCCCUGCAAAGCUCGCACAACUUCCGGGGGAUAGCCUCAAGGCCAUCUAUGGCGCCCACGAUGGUACAGUCUUAUACUGGGCUCAUCAUGAGAAGCUGUGUCUGAUAGACGGGCACAUUGCGUUCAUGGGUGGCUUGGACGCCUGUUACGGUAGAUGGGAUACAAAUCAGCAUGCAAUUGCAGAUGCACAUCCUGGUGACCUCGACCGCAUUGUAUUCCCAGGCCAGGACUACAACAAUGCUAGAAUCAUGGACUUUCACGAUGUGGUAAACUGGGAGAAGAAUAACUUGGACAGAACCAUAAGCUCACGAAUGGGCUGGACCGACGUCUCAGUCUCCCUUUCCGGCCCCGUGGUUCAAGAUCUUCGCACCCACUUUACACAACGGUGGAAUUUUAUCUACGACGAGAAGUACAGCAAAAAGGCAUCACGCUAUACUCGGCUCACCGAUACCCAGAGUGGAGCUCAAUAUCCUCCAGCACCUCAGCAGCGUGGAUUCGAUGGAGAAGAAGGCGACCGCGGCUUCGGUGGUAACGACGAUGACCAGUCAGGUGAACGCGGGUUGUUCGGGCGGAGUGGUGGUUUGCGCAGCAAAGUCCUCUCUCGAUUCAGCGAAGGCUAUCACCAAAUGGAGAACCAGUUCGGGCAAGCUAGCGGUAAUCACCAGGGGCAAUCGCAUGCCGAGCACAGCGCUCAAUCAGGCGGCAUCGAGUGUCAGAUUGCCCGUAGCGUCUCCAAAUGGAGUCACAACGUUACUACUGAGCGCUCAAUUCAAAAUGCCUACUGCGAGAUCAUCAGAGAUAGUAAGCACUUCGUCUAUAUCGAGCAGCAAUUCUUUAUUACUGCAACCUCUGAUCUCCAAAAGCCCAUCAAGAACAAGAUUGGUGCAGCUAUUGUCGAGCGUAUCCUGCGCGCCGCCCGUAACGGCGAAAAGUUCAAGAUGAUUGUCAUGAUUCCUGCAGUUCCUGCAUUUGCCGGCGAUCUGAAGAGUGAUGAUGCCCUGGGCACAAGGGCGAUAAUGGAGUUUCAAUACGAUUCUAUCAACCGUGGUGGUAACUCCAUCUACGAAACUAUUGCAAAGGCUGGCUAUAAUCCUAUGGAUUAUCUUCGCUUCUACAACCUGCGGAGCUACGACCGUAUCAACGUGAGCGGUGCAAUGCGUGCAGCUGAAGAACGUAGCGGCGUCACAUAUCAACAGGCUAGUAACGAGCGAGAUAUGGCUUACGAAGCCAGUAGGGGUCACUAUCAAGCUUAUCGUCCCCCGCCCACUGCAGAGUAUGGCGUCUAUGAGAUGGAGGGGACACCGAGCCAGUCCUCUGCAGGCAGACCCUAUGGAUCUGAUUCAGGCUACGGGGGUAGUAGCUAUAUGAGCCAACCACCCGCGUACGAGAAGUAUCAGCAAGGAGCGGCUCAAAUCGGUGAUCGACAGGGCCUCGGCAGCGGCCGGUGGGACACUGUGAGCGGGUGCUACAUGCUCGGUGGUGAAGACAUCCGCAAUGUUCCAUGGGAAGGCGGAGCCAUGAGCGAGAUUGACGCCUUUGUGAGCGAGGAACUCUACAUUCACAGCAAGCUCCUCAUCGCCGAUGACCAAAUCGUCCUCUGCGGCAGCGCCAACCUCAACGACCGCUCUCAGUGCGGCGACCAUGACUCUGAAAUUGCAAUCAUCAUCCACGACCCUACACCCGUCGACUCCUUGAUGGAUGGCCGCCCCUACCGGGCCUCCCGCUUCGCAGCCUCGCUACGCCGCCAGAUCUUCCGCAAACAUCUGGGUUUGCUGAAACCGCAGAUCAUAGACCAACCCGAUGCCAACUACGAGCCAAUAGGCGUAGCAAACACGUACGACUGGGGCAGCGAGGAAGACCGCAUCGUGGCCGACCCGCUCUCGGAAGAAUUCCUCACGCACUGGAACUGGCGCGCAAAGCUCAACACGGAGGCCUUCGCCAAAGUGUUCCACCCCGUGCCGUCGGACAGCGUGCGCACGUGGAAAGAAUAUGACGAGUACUAUGGAAGAUUCUUCAACGAGGCGGCUGGCGACAAAGACAAGGAGAAGCGGCCUAGCCAGUAUAAGUGGGGCCAUGUUGUUGCGGAGAAUUUCUCGCCUGGGGAACAGGGCGUGAGGGAGGUUAAGGAGGAGUUGGCGAAGAUUCGGGGCACGUUGGUGGAGAUGCCGUUGCUGUUUUUGAAGGGCGAGGAUAUCGCGAAGGAAGGGUUGGGAUUGAAUGCGUUUACCGAGGAGGUGUAUACGUAGGGGGAUUUUCCUAUCAAAAAGCAUUGAGGUAAUGGGAAAGGGGGAGAUGUAUGGGGAUUUCGCCAGUGAGCGAGUAAUGAAUAUACGAACGGCCCUGAUGAAAGGAAGCAAUCGGUUACAAAAAUAAGGAAUGGAACAUUGCAACCGUGGACCAUUGAUUUCUCACAGAAACAAGUACUGUGAGAAAAAAUAUCAAAAACUGGGCAUACGGUACUCAUUUUCGCAGGCGGUGUCUUGCAGUCUUGCACAUGCAUGGGGUUCUAGCAUUAAGUAUCGAUGCAGAAGUACUCUCACUACUUCAAAAAUACUCUAUCAAUACGAUCACAGC
Westerdykella ornata is the source of this 3711-nucleotide messenger RNA. RefSeq names its product phospholipase D/nuclease. The transcript is spliced from 9 exons. Bases 249 to 3383 code for a protein of 1044 amino acids. Gene Ontology annotation, molecular function: D-type glycerophospholipase activity. NCBI's taxonomy places the organism in Eukaryota, Fungi, Ascomycota, Dothideomycetes, Pleosporales, Sporormiaceae. The record is from RefSeq and is a predicted model, not a curated record. Gene Ontology annotation, biological process: intracellular signal transduction; cell motility; phosphatidic acid biosynthetic process.